GAGGACUUGCUUAAAUCUGAAAAAAAAAAAAAACAAUUGCUUAUAUUGUAGGGGUUUAAUCAGAACGUAUUGCAAAGCCAAUUUUGUUGAGAUUAUCUUGGUUUCUCUACUUCAAAGAUAUCGGAUGGCUGAAUCAGAGGUAAUUCCUCACUCAUAUUAUGUGAUGUGAAAUAGUAACCGAUAUUAUUUUACUUGUUAAAGCAUUACAUUAAUUACUUUUUGUUCUUUUAGUUGCAGCAUGAAACUUCCCAUCUUGCACAUAUAAUACGUGCUAUGGAAAAAGAUUUUGAGUUUGCAAUAGGGAUGAUUUUUUCAAAUGAAGUUGAAGCAUAUCAUAAGUAUGUGGCCUAUGCAAUUGGCAAAGGAUUUGGAGUGAGGAAGGAAAAUUUGUAUAGAAAUAGGAAAGGAGAAAUUACCCGACGUACAUUUGUGUGUAAUUGUGAGGGGUAUUCUGUUGGCUCAUCCGAUCAAGAAAAGAAAUUUGAGAGAUAUGAAGUUAGAUGUGGUUGUCUUGCUCGUAUCAAAUUUAAGGUUGAUAAUGGUGUGUAUGAAGUCAUGGAGUAUGUUUCCGACCAUAAUCAUGCAUUUGUCCCGGAUGAUCAAAAGCAUUUGAUUAGAUGUGGAAGAAUGAUAUCCGAUCCUUACAAAGGUGCUUUAGUUGACAUGAUUUCUGCUGGUGUUGGGGGGACUACGGCAUAUAAGGUUUUAGCAAAUAGAGCUGGAGGGAGCAAAAACUUGGGUUUCAUCUUGCGUGAUAGUCAAAAUAUGAUACAGACGGAAAGAUCCAAUGCUAUAAGUGGGGGAGAUUGUCAAAGUCUUCUAAAUCAUUUUCAUUGCAUACAAACGCAAAACCCAAUGUUUUCGUAUGCUUUGUAUGUAGAUCAAGAUGGUAGAUUAACAAAUUUAUUUUGGAGAGAUAGCUUGUCAAGAUUUGAUUACGAUUGUUUCGGUGAUGUGCUGGUAUUUGAUACUACGUAUCGUACUAAUAAGUAUAACAUGAUAUGUGCACCUUUUGUUGGGGUUAAUCACCAUUGGAAGAAUAUUCUAUUCGGUUGUGCAUUUUUGUUGGAUGAGACUGCAGAAUCAUUUAUUUGGUUAUUUGAGGCGUUUUUGAAGUCUAUGGGAAAUAAGGCUCCGAAAACAAUGUUCAUCGAUCAAGACCAAGCGAUGGCAAAAGCCAUUAGAAUUGUGUUUCCGAAUACACAACACCGUUUAUGCACUUGGCACAUUAUGAAAAAUGCCAAUGAAAACAUUCCAAAUCUUUACCACAAUUCGGAUUUCAAGGAUAAAUAUUUCUUAGCACUUAUGUAUAGAUGUAGAUCGGAGGACGAAUUUGAAUGUACUUGGAGGAAAAUGGAAGAGGAGUGGAGUACCGAGAAUAACAGUUGGCUUAAGAGAUUAUAUGGUCUUAGACAUAAAUGGAGUUUAGCUUUUGGUCGUGAUACUUUUUCAUGUGGUAUAAGAUCAAGCCAAAGGAGUGAGAGCACCAAUAAUGUUUUUCAACGUAUGUCGACGAAGACAUUGACUCUUGUAGAAUUUGUCCAUCAUUAUGAAGAACAAGUGAAACACAUGAGAGAAAUAGAAAGUCAAGAUGAUUACAAUUCUCGAGGGAAGCCCAAAUUGCAAGUUCCGAAUAGUGGGAUUUUGACGCAUGCUGCUUCAUUGUAUACUCGUACCAUUUUUAAAAGGUUCAAUGAAGAAUACUUGCAAAGUCUCUCCGAAUUUAUCUCAAGUACUACAUUAGAUGGAUCGGUUCAUUUGUAUACUCUCAGGUGUUUGGGGAUUCAACGUGAACAUGUUGUCAGAUUUGACCCCGCAAACUUGUCGGUUUCUUGUGAAUGUAAAUUAUUCGAAUCAAAAGGGUGGUUGUGUCGCCAUGCCUUGAAAGUGUUGGGUGGGAACAUCUUGAUUACGAGGAUUCCAUCUUCUUAUAUUUUGAAGAGAUGGACUAAGGGUGCCAAACAAGGUAUUGUGGAUUAUGAAUCUCAUCAAAUGUCACCGGGUGCAUCUAAGUUUAAUCGAUUUUCCACGUUAAUGCAACAAUCUUUGGAAUUGAUGAGUUUGGGAGCUGAAGACGCAAAUACUAUGAAAAUAGUGACGAAGAACAUGGAAAGAGCAAAGGCUGAAAUUUCAUCAUAUAAAUCAAGUGUGGUUGUUACCGAUGAUGCUAGUGAUGAUGAUGAUGAUACUGAGCCUUCUUUGUGCAAGAUUUCAGUAUUGGACCCCCUUCGAAGGAAAGGAAAGGGAAUGGGUUAUGGAAGGCUUAAAAGUUCAAGUGAGAAAAAGAAGAAAAAAUCUAAGAAAGGAACACCCUCAACGCGAAUAGAAAGUCGAGAGUUGGUUGUCCAAGCAACACGUGACGAAACUCAUUUCCCAGAUUAUUCGAGUAAUCCAAAUCUAUUUCAAAGUGCCUUUUAUCCCAACAACAUUGGUGGACCUAUAGUGAAUCUAAAUUUUCAUAAUCAGAUGCAGCAGCCACCAUACAUCAUGCCACCGGGGAAUAUGAAUGGAUUUUGCCCAUUCCCUAGUCGGAUGCAAUCACCAUAUAUCAUGCCGCCAGGGAUUAUGAGUGGUUUUUCCCCGUUCACUAGUCAGAUGUUGGAGUACCAUGAUAGAUCUCGGGGGACCAUUUUGAGUCAGGGGUCAUCAAACUCUUUUCAGCAUCUUGAGCAUCCCGCAAGCAAUAGACCGUCUGAUGCAAACAAGGACCUCCGGAUUCUAGGGGGGAGCUUGCAUAGAGGUGACGCUGUGCAGACGAUGCCAUUUCUGGCUUGUCGAGAUGGCGAAGAAGGAGGCGAUUUGUCCAGCGUCUAUGAAGAGAGGCGUGUUCUUGGGUACUACUGGUUAUACAUUUGA
This is a messenger RNA of Rhodamnia argentea, 2856 nucleotides long. Its product is annotated as protein FAR1-RELATED SEQUENCE 5-like. Gene Ontology annotation, molecular function: zinc ion binding. Bases 274 to 2856 code for a protein of 860 amino acids. The record is from RefSeq and is a predicted model, not a curated record. Lineage: Eukaryota; Viridiplantae; Streptophyta; Magnoliopsida; Myrtales; Myrtaceae. The transcript is spliced from 7 exons. Gene Ontology annotation, biological process: regulation of DNA-templated transcription.